Molecule: messenger RNA, 647 nt
Organism: Aphis gossypii (cotton aphid)
Lineage: Eukaryota; Metazoa; Arthropoda; Insecta; Hemiptera; Aphididae
Gene: LSm3
Exons: 3
Coding region: 174-494 (106 amino acids)
Biological process (GO): P-body assembly; mRNA splicing, via spliceosome
Cellular component (GO): Lsm1-7-Pat1 complex; precatalytic spliceosome; U6 snRNP
Molecular function (GO): RNA binding
Source: RefSeq, a predicted model, not a curated record
UUUAUAAGUUGGUUCGAUUUUCAACAACAAUCACCAGUAAAAUUAAAAAUUAUUCGUUCGUUUAACAUUAUUAAUAUUUAUUAUUUUGUUACUUACUAGUUACUUAUAAUCUAAGGCUAAGCUUACGUUUCUUACCGUUAUUUUAAGAAAGUAAAUUUGAAAAAGUUUUAUUUAUGGUAACUAAAAUGCCAGAAGGAGAAGCAGAGCCCGUUUCACUAGUGACAAUCAAAGAGCCAGUUGAUUUAAUUCGUCUUAGUGUUGAUGAACGAAUCUAUGUUAAGAUGCGCCAUGACCGAGAAUUACGUGGUCGACUUCAUGCUUUUGAUCAGCAUUUAAAUAUGGUAUUAGGAGAAGCUGAAGAGACUAUUACUACAAUUGAAGUCGAUGAAGAAACAUUUGAAGAAGUAUAUAAAACUACGAAACGUACUAUACCUAUGUUGUUUGUUAGAGGAGAUGGUGUUAUACUUGUAUCUCCCCCUUCUACUACAUCAUAAUGUAUUUAUUUUUAUUUUUAUUUGGUAAUAUAUUACAAAAGUUAACUUGUAUAUGUAACUAAUUUGUCAAAUUGUAUCUAAUACAAACAAUUAAUAUUAAAUAGAAUAAGUUCUAAUAAUUUUAAAGAUAUGUAAUUAUAAGUGGUUAAAUAA